This is a messenger RNA of Ectocarpus siliculosus, 2315 nucleotides long. Lineage: Eukaryota; Phaeophyceae; Ectocarpales; Ectocarpaceae. The record is from the annotation of a GenBank genome assembly.
AUGGGCGUGGAGGGACGAUGGCGAGUGAGCCAGCACCCGGUGACGAGCAUCGAGCAGCACCCGGGGGACAGUAGAGUCGGCCGGAGCCUUCCGGCUGGAUCGGGCAUGUCACCGUUACUCCUUACCAGCGUUGGCUCCGGCUCCGAUUCGGAAGCCUUGUUGUGGAAAGCCUUAGGCGGGACGGACGUCAAUCCCGAAGAUGCCGACCAGCAGUUGUGGCUUACGUCAAGCGCCGAUCGAGCCGGUCGGUUGCGAGGCGACUCUGCCCUCCGAUCCCCUGUUUCCAUCCUCCUGGGGUCGUCAUGGCUCCAGGGACAGCAAUCCUGCACGGAGGAGGAAGAGCAGCCGCUCUUCAGGUGGCAAGGGCUUCGCGCCGCUCGCUUCGACCACGGGGGAACCCGCGCCGCGGCGGUCGUCUACCCGCAGAUCGGAGGGCUCGGCGAAGACCAGCGGUACAAUCAGACGUGGGGUGCUCAGGUCCUGGACGUGGAAACCGGCAGCGUGUUGGCGAGGCUCUGGGAUGCGCGGUCGCGGCCCCUCUACCCGCUCCCGAACGUCGGGUUCAACGCGACAGACGAUCUAGUGGUUACCGAUGGGGCUCUCUGGGACCCCAGGAGAGGGCUCCGCGUUUAUCAGUUCGACAAGCUCGGUGGCGGCGGGGGCUUCGGGUUGUUCCACCCCAACGGCAACGAGGUCGUGGUAGACGAAGGAGUGUGGGACCUGAGGACCCACCGCCUGCUCCGGACGCUGCCCUGCCAGGACGGGACUGUCAUGAAGCCGGACCCCGGGGGCGACGUAUUAUACACCUACAAACCAGCGCCAGCCGGAGACUUCUUCGACCUGCCGCAGAAGCGUGCAGCCCAAGACACGUGUUUCGGUGUGCUUGACUCGUCGACCUACGACCAGAUCCACUCGCACGACACGGAGAAGGCCGUGAUUCAGCUAUCGACGGAUGAUGGGGGCGGUGAUGGCAGCUGCAUCUCCGUUGUGGAACGGGCGGAUCCGCUGCUCAACACCGUGGACACCGUGUGCUCGCUGUAUGAGAUCGGUCGCAAGCGCCCUGACGAGGCUGACUCCGACCUGGACGACGCCAUGUCCGAAGACUCUGACGAAGAGUGGGAGGACGCGGACCACUCUGACGGGGGCGACGAUCUUCUUGAGGACGGGCGUUCCCGAUGGACCGCGCGCGGCGGCAGCUCGGGAGAUAGCGAUGACAUCCUCGUUGACGGCGGUAGCAGUGGCAGUGAUGGCGGUAGCGAUGAUGGGGCUGGCACCAGCAGCGGUAGUGAAAGCGACAUCUUCCAGAGCUUACUUCGGAGACGAGGGGGUGGUGCCGUCUACGAUGCUGCGAGUGCCAGCGGCAGCAGUUCGACGGAUGAUUGGCUCGCUAGGCGGCGGGAAAAUAGGCGGCGGAUAGCGCGGCGACGAGGUGAAGUUUCUUCAACAGACGACUCGAACGAAGAGGACGAUUCGGAUGAGGAAGAGGAGGACGAUGACGACGAAGAGGAGAAAGAGAACUGACGAGACUGACGUUUUUGACGGUAUGGAAUUGGUGUGAUUCGGAAGAUACCACCCCCUCCUCCCGAGCCCCGGAACGAAGUCGGCGGGUCGUCUGGUGCUCCAGGGGAAAGGGACAAAGCCAAACGAUACGGAGAUCGACAGCAUGUCUUGGUAAAUCGUUUCUAGCCGGUGUCACCACCCCCCUGCUAACCGACAGGAACGGAGUGAGUGGUCCGUAGUUGUAUACAAUUUGAGACGAAAGCACGUGGGGACCGUACAUGGAGGACGGGUGCGCAAGAACGCAAGGCCGAUAUGAGGGUCGCGUUGGCAUGACUUCGUGUGGUAGACGACCCACCAUGCGGCCAGCGUCGUGUGACAACCACAGAUAGGUUUGCAUCCCAGUCCGGUCAGGAGGCGGUUCUCCAUCCUGCGGGGCCACGCGUUGUUCCAAGGUUUCUUCCUCGAGCCGUUGUUGGCGUCUUGUUCGGUGAUCCGUGUGUGUGAUUCUCCACCCAAGCUGCUGUUUGGCCUGGUCGCCAUCUCUUGAAAGUGAGAGAGGCCAAGACAUCCCCAACGCCAUGGUGUCUUCUGAGUGCCUUAGGUCUGUGGUCCCGCACGACUUCCCUUCCGUCGAUCCCCCAUGCCAUCCGCCCGGUUGUCUCUCACUCUGUUCCGGAGAUGCGACCGCUCUAAACGGCGGUGCUUGGAUGACAGGUUGCAGCGUGCGCGAUCGCCAUAUAUAAUCCAAAGUUUCGUUUCGUCUCCCCGCGGGUUUGUCUGCAUGUAUGUAUGUUCGAAGAACAAACUUGUGUCAU